AUGGAGUAUUCGGCAGAAGAGGCACAGAAGGCUAUUGCGGAUGUGGUGGAGAGGGACUUGUACGAGGAACUGGAGCUGGUCGCUCAGCCGCCGCCGACCGACAAAGCCAUUCGCAAACAGUAUCGGUCUCUGGCACGCAAGGUCCAUCCUGAUCGGAAUCCUGGAGAUGAAGCUGCUGCUGCUGUCUUUCAUGCCCUGCAUCGGGCGUACGAGGUUCUCUCGCACCCGCAGCUCCGGAUUGCUUAUGACUCGGUUCUCGCUGCAAACGCGUCCAAGAAGCGGAAGCGGCAGGAGAUGCAGGCCGAGAGACGCGCAGCGGCCGACGAGAUGGAUGCCCGGGAGGAAGCUUCGCGCAAGGCCAAGAGAGCCCGUCAUAAGGCGGAUGCGCAGCAGGCGGCAAAGGACGUCGUCGAUGCCAAGAAGCGCGCGGCGCUGAAGGACCAGAUCGCGUCACUGAGAGCGAUGCACACCCCGCUGGCAUCACCAGCGCCAAGUCCGCCGCCAUCGGCUACCGCUAGCCCUGCUCCGCCGGGCGUUCGCGCCAUUGCGCUCAAAUGGAACGCAAAGGUUGGCGGACCGGAUCGUGUCAAGGAGCUGCUUGGCAUGUUUGGCAAUGUUGACUCGUGGCUGCACAAGCCGCCCAAGCCCGGCAAGUCCAAGCACAAGGCCGUGGCGGUGAUGGCUAGCCAGGACGAGGCGGAAGACGUCAUGUCGACAACCGCGGCCUCGUCAUGGGCAAGUCGCGGCAUUGCCAUGUCGUGGGCAGGGUGAGCAUCGGCGGAUGUAUUGGCUCAGGGAGUCGGGGCUACGGGCGCGAGGCCGCGCGCAUACGCGCCAGCUCGUUGACAGCAACGAGAUAGGCCUUGACAAGCUGGUCCUUAUCGAGCGCGCGGGGGUUGACACAGACAAGUCCGUCGGGCCCAGGAAAGGCGACCGAGGUAACCGAGCUGUCCCAAACAAGCGUGCGGCUGGACGAGUUAGCGAGGACAGCUGUCGCCGCCGGUGGCGGCUUUGACGACGCUGGCGGACGGGCCGGCGGCGUUGGCCGCUUGCCACCGACGGCGUCCUCCAAG
Molecule: messenger RNA, 1073 nt
Organism: Thecamonas trahens ATCC 50062
Lineage: Eukaryota; Apusomonadida; Apusomonadidae
Exons: 1
Coding region: 1-771 (256 amino acids)
Biological process (GO): spliceosomal complex disassembly
Cellular component (GO): spliceosomal complex
Source: RefSeq, a predicted model, not a curated record